AUGGUCACACCACGGAUGGCAUUCGCGGCGCGCGCAACAGACAAUGCAGGCGUGGCAAAUGCCUUGCACGACACCACCAGUUCCUUCCUUGGCCUCACCCAAAGUGUUCGCCUCGCAGGCUGUGCGGCGGCUCCUACUCAAAUCCCAUCGGCCAAGAAAUCGUUCGGAUUGACAGACCUCGACGAAAAUCACCCGCGGUCGAUUCUCAACCAGCAACCCUCAAAUCUUCCGCUGAGCUCCGUUCCAACAAAUGUGGCCGAGUUCCUGUUCGACAUCUACAUAACCAGAAUCAUCCACCAGUACCCCAUUUAUCACUCUGCGGAGGUGAUCGAGUCCUUCCAGGCUCUCUUCGGAAACAACUCUGCAGGUGCAAACUUGGACACGCAGGUGCAGGCUCGAGACGUGUACAUUGUGAGUCUGAUCAUGGCCAUUUCGCUUUCAACAGCGGCAAGAAACAAACAGGCACGUGCCCAGUCUCUGGCGACAGGCCUCUUUCGAAACGCCAUGCUUCAAGUGCCGGCAGUCUUGUCGAAUGACAUGGAGGGCUUGCAGGCACUCCUGCUACUGAUCCAGUACACAUUCUUGAACCCUAGCGUCGCUAAUCUGUGGCUUCUGACGGCUGUGUCGAGCGAGGCAUGUAUCGAUCUCGGUCUCCAUAAGGAGCUUCCAGACAGCUUUGGAAUUGAUCUCCUAGAACGGGAUAUGCGUCGUCGAAUAUUCUGGUGCGCUUGGGAAAUGGAGGUGGCUGUGAGCGCUGGGUUACACCGACCUGUCAGAACACUGAACAAAUACAUCAGUGUCUCGUUCCCGUCCGAGUUCGAAGACCAUGCCAUAUCGAAAACGCACAUUGAUACCUCAGCACUACGAGCCAAAUUCGUGUCGCGCAGAAUCUGGCACUUCCGGCAGGUCGAGUCCGACAUCAUGGCCGUGCUGUAUCAGAACGAGCCAUUGCCAACGAGCUGCGCUUCGCUAGAAGACUGGAUGGCAAAGACAGAAAAGGAGAUACAGGACUGGUUGGAGGAGGCCCAUCAAACAGCAAGACUGAAUCCGGAUCCGUUGGUCAAAUCGCAAUGGGAUGAGAUGGAACUGUAUGCCGACAUUGCAUACAACUACAUCAUCGUCCUCCUUUUCAGUCCGUCGCCAAGAUUGAAGAUCCCGAGUCCUCAGAACUUUAUGAAAGCCUUCACGGCAGGUGUCCGCGUAGCCACGGGCUACUGGGAGCAAGCAAACACCGACUUCGGCUACAUGAAAUAUGUCUUCCACCCAUGUCACCACACUUUUUCAUCCGCCGUCGUGUUUCUGCAGGCGAUCCAAUACUGCAAGAAUGAAAUCGCCGACUUGCAUACCUUGGAGGAAGUCGAAGAGCAGAUGAGAUGCUUCUCACGUUUCUUCUCCACCAUCUCCGAGCGGUGGCCGGCCGCAACGCAGUGCCUCCAGGAAUACGAUCGUCUUCUAGGUCCUAUCAAGCAAGAGUACUCGGAUUUCCUUCUUCAACGAGAACAAAGUACCGCCCACCAAACCUUGCUCCAGGAGUACCCCGUUAGGGACUAUCUCGAUGUUGCGACCGACCGGGUUGAUCCUUUUACUUUUUGGCCGGUCUUCAAUCCGCUCAUCGGCGGAAACGGCACCGAGUCUGCAGACACCUUCACGUACCUACCCUACGACUGGAAUGCAGAAUUCGGGUUUGGGAUGGACCCAACUUUAUCUGGCUGA
This is a messenger RNA of Exophiala viscosa, 1713 nucleotides long. Its product is annotated as fungal-specific transcription factor domain-containing protein. Gene Ontology annotation, biological process: positive regulation of transcription by RNA polymerase II; DNA-templated transcription. Gene Ontology annotation, molecular function: sequence-specific DNA binding; DNA-binding transcription factor activity, RNA polymerase II-specific; zinc ion binding. The transcript has a single exon. The coding region runs from base 1 to 1713 and encodes 570 amino acids. The record is from RefSeq and is a predicted model, not a curated record. NCBI's taxonomy places the organism in Eukaryota, Fungi, Ascomycota, Eurotiomycetes, Chaetothyriales, Herpotrichiellaceae.